Messenger RNA from Plasmopara halstedii, 201 nucleotides. RefSeq lists its product as uncharacterized. The coding region runs from base 1 to 201 and encodes 66 amino acids. Lineage: Eukaryota; Oomycota; Peronosporomycetes; Peronosporales; Peronosporaceae. The transcript has 2 exons. The record is from RefSeq and is a predicted model, not a curated record.
AUGAAUUUGCUACUGCGCCAGCAUUACGGUGAUCAAGGAGGAAGCUUUCGAGCGCUGAUGUUGCUCGCUAAUGUAGCGCAGGGAUUGCACACAUUUGCAUGUGAAGAAACAAGAGCAAUUUUUGAUAAACUAACCUGUCGAAAUCAGCUCUUCAGUGAGGUGAAAGACCAGGAAUUUGAGCGUAUUAAUACGGACUUGUAA